Molecule: messenger RNA, 1050 nt
Organism: Cryptosporidium muris RN66
Lineage: Eukaryota; Apicomplexa; Conoidasida; Eucoccidiorida; Cryptosporidiidae
Product: zinc finger, C2H2 type domain-containing protein
Exons: 2
Coding region: 1-1050 (349 amino acids)
Source: RefSeq, a predicted model, not a curated record
AUGCAAAUUUAUGUUUGUGAGGAAUGUGGCUCAGCAUACACUAAUAAGGAAAUUUAUCGUCGCCACCUAACUAUAGUACACUCAAAAAAGGGAUUUUCUGUAGGAAAUAAUGAUGGAAAAGAGGCUAAAUAUCCAGGGAUCUAUCCAGGAUCUUAUGGAGCUAUGGUCUCAAUGAAUAAAACCAGCAGUAAAGAUAUAAAUAAUAAUAAUAAUAAUAUUAAAGAGAGAAUUGAUGUUCCAAGACAAUCAAUUGAUCCUUAUGAACCAAGAGAGAGAAGAAUAUCAGAAUCAUUGAUACAAGGGAUUGCAUCUCAAAGAUUGGCAGAAUAUGUGAAAAACACAGGUACAAAGUUGGUUAGUGAAGACCCAAAAACUAUAUCAAAUUGUCCAGUAGAGAAUUUAGAUGAUAAAAAAGUAACUAAAGAUAAAUAUUCAAGAUCAGAUAUACUGACUGAUAUUGUCAAUCAUUUGAAUUCAAUCGAUUUAGAGACUACUAAACUUUCCCAAUUACCAUAUAUUUUGAAUUUACAAUUGGAAGUAUCAAUGGGACAGCUAACAAAUUGGUGUAAUCAAGUUGAAAAAUAUAUUGAAAUUAAAAGAAAUAAAAGUGGUUUGUUUAGAUUUAAGAAGUUGGGAUUAUUAAAUUCAUUUGAAAAUAUUUUGACACAAUCGAGAGAGUUUAUUAAUAGUACCUUAAAACCAGAAGUUAAGAAGGCAUCAGCAGUAUGUGCAAUACUCGAACAACAAAGUAAAGAUGUAGAAGAUUUGCGUAAGACAGCAAAUAAAUUUUUAAAAAGUGGAAAAUAUUCUAUUGAUGAAAUUGAUGCUCUUGAUAUAAAAUAUAAAAAUAUGUGUAAUACAUUUAUUAGAAAAGUUAAAGUUGACAAUAAAAGUAUGAUUUUUUGGAAUACAACUAUAAAAGAUGUAGAUACUCAAAUUAAUAAUUUGACUAAAUCAUUUAAUGAACACUUGGAAAUUCUCUCAAAAGAAUUCUCAUCUAAAGUGAUUUUUACAUUAUUUCUUCCAAAUCCUAUACUAGAAUUAGAAUAA